AGGUUGUAUAAACCUGUGACACCGAGCAGAGGAAUCAGCCUCCUUCAGGAGAUUCCAGCCAAUCGGAAUUGUGCGUCUGCUCAUAUUGACCUCCAUUGGUGUUCAUGUUUAGUGCAGAGUAAGGUGGACCCAAACAGUGAUAAUAUAAAAACCAUGGAGGACCAACUUCUUCGUUUUAUCAAUGAUCUGACUCUUCCAUUGAGGGACUCAUGUCAUGAGCUGUCAAUUCAUAAAAUAAAAUCUGCAAAUUUAAUAAGUCCUAAUGAAAAGGUUUUGAAAUUUAUGAAAACGGUGGAUGCUGAUCAGAGAGUGGCCAACUUUAGUUCAGAAAUAAAUGUAGAUGUUGCACAUUACCAAAUCACCAUGGAAACACUUCCAAACUAUGCACAAUACGAGGGCACAGUGACUAAGAACUUGAAGGACAACAAAUAUGAAGUUUUCCGCAGUAUUAGUAGAUUAGAUCACUAUGGCAACCAAUCUGCUUGUGUGAUGAAGCAGUACCCUGAUCUCAGAAAAUUUUGUCACUGCAGAUAAUAUUUAUGGAAUUUGAUAAGCCUUUUUUACAUAUCAUGGAUUCAAAAUCAAUUAAAUGUGUUCAUUGAGGUGGGACAAGAAGUAACUUAUCAUUAUAAGUGAUUGAAACUCCUAAAUAUAUACUUCUAGGAAUGCAGGCAGCAUUUACUGGCAUUUGAAGGUUUGGGUUAUUAUUUUUUAUAAUAUGACUAUAUAAUUGGAGGUUUCGGGGAAUACUUGUAUAGAUUUUGGUGUCUGUCUGUCUGUUUUCCACAAAAAUGUUAACUUUUGAAUGCUUGGUCCUAGGGUUUAAAUAUUUCAUGUGUAUUCCUUGUGACAAGACCAACUUUCUUUGGGUACCAACAUUUUUUUAUUGCAUAAGCUAACCUUGGAGUUUUAUUUAUUUUGGAAACACUUAAGCAAAAUUUUAACUUUGUUCUGACUUUUGAACAUUUGAUGCUGUGACUUUUACAUUUCCCAUAUGCAUACGUUGUGACAACUUUCUUUGGGUACCAUUUUCUGUUUUUGAAAAAAAAAAAACAAACAAAAAAACCCAACUUUAGAAUGGGUAAUACUCAAAUUUUUGUAUUUCACCUGUAUAUUCCUUGUGAUAAUUUUUCUUUUCUUUGAGUAACAUUUUUUUUUUUACUUCAUGACAUUUGACCUGCUUUGAAAAACUUAAACCUUAAUUACAAUGGUUCCAUGCAGGGACAUCAGUGAUUCACAAACGCAUUUUGUUCAAAUAUUUUUCUCUCUGUGAUAUUUUGAUAUAAUAGUUUUGUAAUGUAUUUCAUUGCUUAUAGAAUGCUUGAAAGGAAAACCCAAAGUGGUGAAUUUUCUUUUUAAUUUGUCAUGUCACUGCUCAUGUGACUGUGUG
Messenger RNA from Saccostrea cuccullata (small rock oyster), 1390 nucleotides. RefSeq lists its product as uncharacterized. Bases 154 to 534 code for a protein of 126 amino acids. The transcript is spliced from 2 exons. The record is from RefSeq and is a predicted model, not a curated record. NCBI's taxonomy places the organism in Eukaryota, Metazoa, Mollusca, Bivalvia, Ostreida, Ostreidae.